Messenger RNA from Callorhinchus milii (elephant shark), 2917 nucleotides. RefSeq names its product mannosidase, alpha, class 1A, member 2 (gene man1a2). The transcript is spliced from 13 exons. The record is from RefSeq and is a predicted model, not a curated record. Lineage: Eukaryota; Metazoa; Chordata; Chondrichthyes; Chimaeriformes; Callorhinchidae. Gene Ontology annotation, cellular component: extracellular exosome; endoplasmic reticulum; Golgi membrane. Gene Ontology annotation, molecular function: mannosyl-oligosaccharide 1,2-alpha-mannosidase activity; calcium ion binding. Bases 35 to 2002 code for a protein of 655 amino acids. Gene Ontology annotation, biological process: N-glycan processing; carbohydrate metabolic process.
CGGCUCGCGAGGAGGCGCGGUUGGGGGCUUAUCGAUGAGGAUGUCGAGCCCGGCGCUCCUACCCGUGUCCAGCCGUCGGCUCGCGGCUCUGAGCCCGAGCUCGUCCGCCUCCUUUUACCCGCAUCACAGAGCCACCCUGCGGCUGUCGGAGAAAUUUAUCCUCCUGCUCAUCCUCAGCGCCUUCAUCACCCUGUGCUUCGGGGCCAUCUUCUUCCUGCCCGACUCGUCCAAGCACAAGCGCUUCGACCCGCUGGGGCUGCACGACGUGCUGAUCCCGCACGUCGACCAGGCGGCGAGGCCGGCGGGACGAGACGGCAGCGCCGGGCCACAAGGAGGAGGCGGCGGCGGCGGAGUCAUGGUGCAUGGAGGCGGGGAGGAGCAUCGGCACCGACACAGGUCGGAAGAGGAGCAACUUAGGAAAAUGAUCAGAGCAGAUCAUGAGAGAGCUCUCGAAGAGGCAAAGGAAAAAUUGAAAAAGUCCAAAGAUGAGAUCCGAGCAGAGAUUCAGACAGAGAAAAACCGCUUGGCACAGAAUAUGAAGAAAAAGGAAGGCAAACAGCUGCCAGUUGUACCUAUCCCCAAACUGUUGGGAAUCAACGAUGGGGACCCAGGAGAUCCAGACAUAAGAGAGAAACGAGAGAAAAUCAAAGAGAUGAUGAAGCAUGCGUGGAGCAACUACAGACAGUAUGCAUGGGGACACAAUGAGUUGAAACCACUCUCCAGAAAGGGCUAUUCCCCUAAUAUAUUUGGAAAUUCUCAGAUGGGUGCUACCAUAGUGGAUGCAUUAGAUACUCUCUACAUCAUGGGUCUUUUUGAUGAGUUUCGAGAUGGGAAAGAAUGGAUUGAGAAGAAUCUAGAUUUCAGUAUGAAUGCAGAAGUCUCGGUCUUUGAAGUGAAUAUUAGGUUUAUCGGAGGCCUGCUUGCUGCUUACUAUCUCUCGGGAGAAGAGGUCUUUAAGCAGAAAGCCGCACAGCUCGCUGAGAAGCUACUGCCCUCGUUCAAUACUCCCACAGGCAUUCCUUGGGCAAUGGUAAAUCUGAAGAGUGGUGUUGGACGGAAUUGGGGCUGGGCAUCUGCUGGGAGUAGCAUUUUGUCUGAAUUUGGAACUCUGCAUUUGGAAUUUGUGCAUCUAAGCUACUUGACCGGGGACUCCGUCUACUACAACAAAGUGUUGCAUAUUCGGAAGCUGUUGCAGAAGAUGGAUAGACCUAAUGGCUUGUACCCCAACUACCUUAAUCCAAGGACUGGGCGGUGGGGCCAACAUCAUACCUCCGUUGGUGGACUGGGAGACAGCUUUUACGAAUAUUUACUGAAAGCCUGGUUGGUGUCAGAUAAGACUGAUACCGAGGCAAGGAAGAUGUAUGACGAUGCCAUUCAGGCUAUUGAAAAGCAUCUGAUCAGAAAGUCAAACAGUGGUUUGACUUUCAUUGGUGAGUGGAAGAACGGUCACCUGGAGAGAAAGAUGGGGCAUCUAACAUGUUUUGCUGGGGGGAUGUUUGCUUUAGGAGCAGACGGGUCCCCAGAUGAUAAAGCUGGUCACUAUCUGCAGCUCGGUGCUGAAAUUGCCCACACCUGUCAUCAGUCAUAUGAUAGAACAGUGCUGAAGCUGGGUCCUGAGGCAUUUAAACUUGAUGGUGGGACAGAAGCAGUGGCGCUGAGACAAAAUGAGAAGUACUACAUCCUCCGGCCAGAAGUGAUAGAGACCUACUGGUAUAUGUGGAGGUUCACGCACGAUCCCAAAUAUAGGCAAUGGGGCUGGGAGGCAGCCCAGGCAAUUGACAAAUAUUGCCGGGUGAUCGGGGGAUUUUCAGGUGUUAAAGAUGUUUACUCUUCGACUCCAGCUUACGAUGAUGUCCAGCAAAGUUUCUUCUUAGCUGAAACACUAAAGUACCUGUAUCUCCUGUUUUCUAGUGACGACCUCUUGCCCUUGGACUACUGGGUUUUCAACACGGAAGCCCACCCUCUCCCUGUUUUGCGUUCAAAGAAUACUACACAUUUCUAGAAAUGUGACAUUUCGAUGAGGACUCCCAGGGAGCAAGAGCAGGAGAUGAACUCGCUGUUUGUCGUAGUGAUAGCAGGACAAGUGCAGCCAUUCCACUGGAAUCAAAGAAUCCUUCCCAACAGAACUCAAAUCAUUUGAGAUUAAACUGCAGGAAUGAUGUGGACAGUAGAGGCCAACUGGGAUAAUGCAUCUUUCACAGCAGAGCAACUACGAAUGUAUAGUUUCAGAAUGGUACAGUUGGUAAAUUGGUACAUUGCUAAUGCUAUACUUUAUGACUGAUGCUCCAAAUAAGUUUAACAGGACUAGCUGUAUCAGAGUAGUACAGUGUUCUGCACUGCCUGCGGGUGUUGUGGGGCCUCGGUCAGAGUGCAUUUGUCUCAGUUUUUAAAGAAACAGUAUCCCUUUUCAAUAUUGUAAGAUGGUUAUCCACCCAUACUUGGUUCUUUCUAGCCUUCCAGUUUUGUAGGAAGAACCUUGGUGAAGGGUAUCUCCUUGCUGAGGAAAUCUGAGGGUCGUUUUCCAGCUCUGACUUUACAUAAUAUGAAUGCGGAUGUCUUGGAUUUGCUGGGAUUUUGCUAGUUAUAAGUGUGCUUGUGAGAUUUCUGCACUUUUGCAAAAUGUCUUUACCCACAAAGAAGCCUUUAAAGUGAUUUAAAGAAAAUAAUUUUAAAAAUGUGAAAGCCCAAUAGACCACCAGGCUUGAUUUGCUUAGGGAGAAUAUUGCAUUCCCAUGUAGUGUAUGUUUCUGUAUUGUAGAAAGCUAUACUUUUCCCAGGAAAUUUCUAUUCAUUCCAAUGUUCACACAAAAUCCAUAAUAUUUGCCAGUGGUUCUGAAACGAGAGUGGUGUAGCUAAGAAUGCUUUGUUAUCAUCUUGAAGGUGAGAAGCUAAUAAAUAAUGUAAAGUAUUCUUUCUG